This is a messenger RNA of Diospyros lotus (date-plum), 2193 nucleotides long. RefSeq lists its product as uncharacterized. Bases 167 to 1750 code for a protein of 527 amino acids. The record is from RefSeq and is a predicted model, not a curated record. Gene Ontology annotation, biological process: protein insertion into mitochondrial outer membrane. Lineage: Eukaryota; Viridiplantae; Streptophyta; Magnoliopsida; Ericales; Ebenaceae. The transcript has 4 exons. Gene Ontology annotation, cellular component: outer membrane; SAM complex.
GUGGACCGUAAAAAUAUCCUGCAACAACUACUAGGUUGGGUGAUGUGAUAUCGGCGCCGCUCCCGCCGUCUACUCUUCCUUUCCCCUCCACCGUCUCUCUCUCUCUCUCUCUCUCUCUCUCUCUAUAUAUAUAUAUAUAUAUAUUUGUCAGAUUGAUUGAUUAUCAAUGGCCGUCUCGGUUGAGGAACCGCGAAAGGAUCAACCACCAUUUGUGGACGAUGAUGAAGACGAAGAUCCCUCGAGUGAUGAAGAAGACCAGGGCGAUGGCUUCCAAGAAGAGGAAGACGAAGAAGAAGAACCAGGGAGCCUGGAAUCGAGAAGGCGGUCGGAGAGGGUGAAAAUGGAGAACCUCUUCCACAAAAUGUCAACGGAGAGAGUGCCUCUGCGCGUCCACGACGUGUUGAUCAAGGGCAACACCAAGACCAAGGACUCCCUCAUCGAAGCCGAGGUCGAAGCCAUCAAGAACGCCUCCUCCGUUCAGGAGCUUCUUCAGGCUGCCACCGUCGCCAAUGCUCGCCUUCACCGCCUCGAUAUCUUCGAUUCCGUCAACAUUACCCUCGAUGCCGGACCCCCUGAGUUGCCGGGCACUGCCAAUGUCAUUGUUGAGGUUGUCGAGACUAAAAACCCUCUCACUGGCGAGAUUGGCUUAUUCUCUAAGCCUGAGGCUAGAUCUUGGUCACUUGAAGGGUCACUCAAGCUGAAAAAUUUGUGCGGAUUUGGGGACCUCUGGGAUGGUUCUUUGGCUUAUUCUUGGGACCAAAUAUCAGGGGUUAGUGCUGGUGUGUCCUUGCCAAGAUUCAAAGGAUUGGCAACUCCGUUGCUAGCUCGAGUGUCUCUGCUUUCCCAGGACUGGCUAAAGUUUUCAUCUUACAAAGAACGAGUUUUGGGAUUGUCUCUUGGUCUAUUAUCAUCCAGGAAUCAUGACUUGGCAUAUAACCUUUCUUGGCGUACCUUAACGGAUCCAUCCCAAAUGGCAUCCAGAUCAAUAAGGAGGCAGCUUGGACAUGGUUUACUGUCAUCCCUAAAGUACACAUAUAAAAUCGACAGGAGAAAUUCACCUUUUAGACCAACUCGAGGAUAUGCAUUUGUUUCAACAUCUCAAGUUGGUGGUCUUGUACCUGAUUAUCGGAGCUUACGAUUUUUGCGCCAGGAGUUUGAUCUUCGAUAUGGUUUCCCGUUGGGUUUUUAUCAUGCUGCACUGAACUUUGGGGUCUCCUGUGGUGUCAUUUUCCCUUGGGGAAGUGGGUACAUGAACAUGCCCUCACCCAUAUCUGAGAGAUUCUUCUUGGGUGGCAAUUUUUCUCCAGUUUGCACCUUGAGUGGCCCAACUGCACUGUUGGGUUUUAAGUCAAGGGGUCUCGGCCCUACUGAGCCUAGGAGGCAAAUUAAACAGAAGUCCAAUGAUGAAAGUUCUGACACUUGUUCUGGAAGGGAUUUUCUAGGAGGUGACCUUGCCCUUACUGCUUUUGCAGACCUUUCUUUUGAUCUUCCAUUGAGGGUGUUCCAAGAAGCUGGUAUCCAUGGGCAUUUUUUUGCUUGUGCUGGUAACGUUGCGAAAUUAACAGAGAACGCAUACCAGGAUUUUUCUCUCCAGAAAUUCCGGAAGUCAUUCCGAAGCUCUGCAGGAUUUGGCAUUGUUGUACCCACUAAACUAUUUCGCGUGGAAGUUAACUACUGUUACAUCCUGAAACAACUCGAGCAUGACUGCGGGAAGACAGGCGUGCAGUUUAGCUUCUCUUCACCAUUUUAAUUUUGUAUCCAUCCUUCUACGUUCUGUGAUGAGCAAAAUAGAGUUAACAAAGGAAGCCAGCCUGUUAGUGGGUUAGGGUUGAAUUUUGUGGGGGGCUAUUUGGGAGCAGUUUAUGGUUCCACUACAUUGUCAAGCAAGCAGUGUAGAAACAAAAGAUUAUGCAACUUGAAAACGGGGUCUUACUCUUACAGUAGUAGUACCUCGUUUAUUGGGUGGUACUGGUAGUGUCAUCAUACUUAUUUGAGAAAAAGGUACCUUCUUUAUUUUUUAAACAAAAGGAAAAAAAAAAAAAAAAAAAACAUCUGUAUUGGGAGACACUAUCUCACGCGUUCUUUUCUUGAUUCAAGUUGAGGGAAAAUAACUGUAUUGUGAGACUCUUUUGACUAGUUCUUUGGUUCUCAGUUUAAGAGAAAAUAAAGCGUGGCAAUCUUUGGUGCAUCUAA